Messenger RNA from Hibiscus syriacus, 1244 nucleotides. RefSeq lists its product as uncharacterized. Bases 98 to 1126 code for a protein of 342 amino acids. The transcript is spliced from 12 exons. The record is from RefSeq and is a predicted model, not a curated record. Gene Ontology annotation, cellular component: chloroplast. Lineage: Eukaryota; Viridiplantae; Streptophyta; Magnoliopsida; Malvales; Malvaceae.
CAACAGCCACUCCACCCUCACAGAAAGAAAGAAAAAAAACAGUUGACUUCUCUUGAAAACACGAACUGCAAACGAAGACCUUACACUGUAAAACAACAUGGUGGUGGGAGUUCUUAACCUCAACAUCCCCCAAAUCCCUCUUUCCUCGUCAUGUCCCUUGCGUAAACAACCAAGGGCACGUUUCAUUUCCAUUAAAGCUUCCUUAGAGUCCUCGAAUUCCCAAACCAGUAUCAAGGAAGAAGAAAACCCAGGCUCCGUGUCUUCUUCUUCGUCGGCAGCAACAACGUUUGCUCCUCCUCCGAACUUCAAGGCGCCAGAGCCAAAGCGGUUUGCUGUUAGACCUGACAAGACUUUGGAAAUUGCUGGGGCGGCUCUUGCCUUGUUCUUCCGAUUCGGAACUGGUGUUUUUGUUUCUGGCUAUUCCGCAUCCAUUGUUUCUGAGAAUGAAAUUCCACCUGGACAAUAUUGUUUAGAAGUAGGAGGAUCUAAGGUAAAAGAGACAUCAAAGAUAGGCCCUCGUCCAGAGAAACCUAUUGAGAUAUAUGAGUUUGAAGGUUGUCCAUUUUGUCGAAAGGUUAGGGAAAUUGUUGCAGUUUUGGAUCUCGAUGUUCUGUUUUAUCCUUGCCCCAAAAAUGGUCCAAAUUUUCGUCCUAAGGUUGCUGAGAUGGGUGGAAAGCAGCAGUUCCCCUACAUGGUGGAUCCGAAUACGGGCGUUGCCAUGUAUGAAUCAGAUGAAAUAAUAAAGUAUCUAGUUGAAAAAUAUGGUGAUGGAAGUGUUCCUUUCAUGCUAUCACUUGGUCUAUUGACGACAUUGACAGCAGGAUUUGCAAUGAUUGGUCGAAUGGGAAGGGGAAACUCCUACACCCCAUCAAAAAUGCCUCCCAAACCACUUGAGAUAUGGGCAUAUGAGGGUUCUCCGUUCUGUAAGAUUGUGCGAGAAGUGCUGGUAGAAUUGGAGUUACCACACAUUCAACGCAGUUGUGCACGAGGCAGCCCAAAACGGCAGAUCCUGUAUGAGAGAGUGGGACAUUUUCAGGUACCUUUUUUAGAAGACCCCAACACAGGGGUGCAGAUGUUUGAAAGUGCAGAAAUAGUGGAGUACUUGAAAGCUACCUAUGCUCAGUAAUUAAUACAUCUCCGGUUCGUCUUAAGCUUUGUGGUGUAUCAAAGGAAGAACAUUAGUAUUAAUUGAAAAUUAGUCAUUCUCAGAGUAAAUAAGUAAACUAGUCAAACAUUAUAAACCA